CUGGUGGGCGUGGUCUUAUCAGAAAAUACAAAAUCACAGAUGUCUGGUAUAUGGUCCUCAGAACUGGCCUCGAGGUUACCUGGUACUCCUGUCAGACUUCAAAGUGGAGUGGGAGCCAUUUCUCCUGUUAAGGAAAUCAUACACGACCAGCCUAGAUCAGGGGGGACAGCCUCUGUGACUAAGAAAAGAAAUAAAACCACUUCUCCAUUAUGUAGUGAAAUGGAUCAGCAUCUAACAGAACUAGAUUUACUACUUGAACUUAAAAUGUUAUCAGAGGAUCCUGUCCCUGGUGUCUUCCUAUUACCAUCAACUAAAUCACUACUAGAAUGGCACGGUAUUUUAUUCCUACACAAUGGCCCUUGGAAAGGAGGUAUAUUCAGAUUCACACUGUACAUUCCUGAUGAGUUCCCUCAAAUGAGACCAAUGAUUAGAUUCAAGUCAAACGUGUACCAUCCUUACAUUCACACACAUAAUGGAGCAAUGAACAUGUUACAAGUCCUGCCAAACUGGAAAUCAAAGACACACCACAUCAAAGAUGUCAUCCUUGCGAUGAGAGGCUGCUUCUUUCGGGAUGAGUUUCUGUCAGCAUCAAGUAAAGAGGAGGGGAUUGCCAUCAAAGAGAAGAUCAGAUCUUGUGUGGAGGACUCCAACAAACAAUCACAACACAAUGGAGAUCCUGAAAAUGUUUUCAAUUUUACUGACAAUGAAACCAUGAUUACUAAAGCACGUCAGCUCCUUCAUGAAGGGGGACUACCUGAAGAAGACAAGGGGAACAGUACUGGUAUAUUGGACACUCUCUCUGCAACUGUCAGUCAGUUGUUUGACUUUGUGAUUGGACAAUGAUCAUGCUAUACAGUCACCACAUGAUAAUAAUAAUAGCUUUUAACUGGUUUUCAUAAUCAAACUCAAAUCUAUUUUAAA
This is a messenger RNA of Amphimedon queenslandica, 921 nucleotides long. Its product is annotated as protein crossbronx-like. The coding region runs from base 40 to 843 and encodes 267 amino acids. The record is from RefSeq and is a predicted model, not a curated record. Lineage: Eukaryota; Metazoa; Porifera; Demospongiae; Haplosclerida; Niphatidae. The transcript is spliced from 8 exons.